Messenger RNA from Linepithema humile (Argentine ant), 1147 nucleotides. Its product is annotated as cilia- and flagella-associated protein 300-like. NCBI's taxonomy places the organism in Eukaryota, Metazoa, Arthropoda, Insecta, Hymenoptera, Formicidae. The record is from RefSeq and is a predicted model, not a curated record.
UCUACUUGGGUCACAUUAUUAUCUAUAUAUAUUUAUCAAUGUUAAAAAUCAAUACUGACGAUAAUCGAAACCGACGAGACUUUUGUUAUCAAGAUGGACAUUGAUCCGAAAUUCACGUUCGUACCAUUGAAUGAAAAAACUUACGUGGGAAUAAAUGACAAAAAUACGCAAGAAUAUCUUUGUAAAUGGGGUUUAAAAGAGAACUUUGUUAUUCAGAGUUUUUCAUUCAACGAACCAUUUCAACAAUAUCACAAAUAUCAGCUGGCUGAUGCAUUUUUUAAAGAUGAUAUUGUCGCAAAAACACUACUGUCUAAACAGGGUAACAUCUGGUUAAGACAAGGUAUAAGAGCUUCGAGUGUGGAGGUAAAGCAAAUACCGUGUUCCGUUUUAAGUAUGUCGUUUUUUAAUAAAUUAAAGGAUCCAGAUAAUGGAAUAACAUAUAAUUCAGGAACAAUCUGUAAAAGAUAUGAUAUACAAGUGGAAGACUUUCUGGUAUCUGACAACUUGCGCGGUAUGCUUUUAGAUGAGGAGUCGGAAGAAUAUAAUUUGUAUUCGGAAGACGAAAGAAAGGAAUUUGUAUUUCGAAUUUUUCAAAUGCUCGUUCUUGGCGGAAUAUUAUGUCAAUUUGAGGAUAUGUUACAGCCAUAUCUAGAUAUUACGAAAAAUAUUUAUAAAGAUCUCAUAAGGGUGCAAAAACAAAAUAACUCGAAUGAUUUGUUCGUCAGUACUCUGGUAUUGGAAGUAAUUGCUAAAGAUAGCAAAGGUCAGAAUUAUUUUCCAUUCAACCCCAAUAGGCAAAAUAUUGCAUUUUUACUAGUAGAUGCUAAUUCUCGCGAAAUCACGACUUUUGUGCAUCAAUAUGGAGGAUAUUGUUCCACAGAUUAAAAAUUUCAUUAUACUACUUCUACAUAUGGAGAACAUAUUUCAUUCGUUUAGAAAUAUUAUAUUUUUCAAUUAGUACAUUUCAUGUACUAUAUCUUCAUAAUUAUAAUUAGAUAUAGUCUUCUUAUUCGUAAAAUAUACUUAAAUCUUAUAUACAUAAUAAUUUAUAUAAAAUAAUUUAUCACAACAUUCAAGAUAUUCUGUAUUUCAAGAUUGUACAAGAUAAUUUAUUUAAUUGAGCUGAAUUAAACUAAAUUAAACUCAA